Messenger RNA from Brassica oleracea var. oleracea, 460 nucleotides. RefSeq lists its product as uncharacterized. The transcript has 5 exons. Lineage: Eukaryota; Viridiplantae; Streptophyta; Magnoliopsida; Brassicales; Brassicaceae. The coding region runs from base 63 to 338 and encodes 91 amino acids. The record is from RefSeq and is a predicted model, not a curated record.
GCCUGCUUCUAUCUCAAGCUCUGGUCACUUCGCCGAUAAAGACUUGUUGAAUCUCUUUAGAAAUGCCGACUCUACAAGGCUCUUUGCCUCCUGAGCUCGCUAACAAUGUGGUUAGGUUGUACCGUGAAUGUCUUCGUAGAGCUACAUUCAUUGGUAAGCAGCAACACAACACUGAGCUGGUGGUUGGUAUGGUGAGGCAGCAAUUUAAAAAGCACAUGAAUGAGACAGACCCCGAGAAGAUUCAGAAGUUAAAGGAUGAUGCUGCUCGGGGACUCAUCAAUCACAUGUUGUUUGAGUCAGCGAAGCUAACAGGACGCAAGGUUAGCCAGAGAUCGUGAUGCAGCCUUGUUGUUAUCGUUAUGCGCUUUCUGGUUCAUUGUAUUCUGAUAAUGCAUUUAGUGGGCUUUAAUAAAGAACUUUGUAAUGAUUCAUAACAUUGAUGAUCUUGGUUUGCAAUUCA